Messenger RNA from Caenorhabditis bovis, 1017 nucleotides. Lineage: Eukaryota; Metazoa; Nematoda; Chromadorea; Rhabditida; Rhabditidae. The record is from the annotation of a GenBank genome assembly.
AUGAAUCAUGGUAUAGUAUCCCUAACCAGUUGUGACACAUCCGACAGUCAGAUUGUGCUCUGUCGUUCUACAAUGAUAUCUCCACCAGCGGAUUUCGAGAAUGGACAUCCCAUUAUCGAAGGAGCGGUGUGUUGCGCUUGCAAAAAAGAAAUUCGAGAUCGAUAUGUGUCAAAGGUUAUUGAUAGGACGUAUCACGCCAGCUGUAUACGAUGCGCAAUUUGUAACUGCGAAAUGGUUGCCUCAUGUUAUGUUCGAGAUGAAAUGCUCUUUUGUCGACUUCAUUUUUUCAAAAAAUUUGGUGCCAAAUGCGCUAACUGCAAUGAAGGAAUUGAGCCAGCUCAUAUUGUACGUAAAGCUGCAGGUCACGUUUAUCACGUCGAGUGUUUUCAAUGUUUCAUUUGCAAGAGAUUGAUGGAAACCGGCGAAGAAUUUUAUCUACUGGCUGAAGAUGGUCGACUGGUGUGCAAAGCUGAUUACGAAAUGGCCAAGGAGAAACAAGCAGAUUCGGAUGGAAACAACAAGCGCCCACGCACAACCAUAUCCGCGAAAAGCCUUGAGACAUUGAAGCAGGCAUACCAGGCAAGCAGCAAACCGGCGCGUCAUAUACGUGAACAGUUGGCCGCCGAAACGGGAUUAGAUAUGAGAGUAGUGCAGGUCUGGUUCCAGAAUCGACGUGCUAAGGAGAAGCGCCUGAAAAAGGAUGCCGGACGGCGUUGGAAAUGCGCCACCAGGACAGAUAGUGACAGCAAUUCUCCUAGCGAAAGCAUCAACGAGCGAAGUCCGAAUUACGUUUACCUUGAUCACAACAUGGACGACAUUUCAGUGGUAGAGCCAAAUUACAUGUACACUUCUAGGGAAGGAUCGCCAGACAAAUAUUAUAUCUCAGAGUCCUCAUCAACUGAUUCAUCUCAACAGCACUUGUCAAUUAGCACAGAUCCAACAACUUCGCUAUCGUUUGAUGUUCAUUCACAAAUCGAUCCGAUUCUCAUCGGACAUUUAAGCACUAGGUACUUAUAA